AUGGCACAGGUCAACAGAUGUCUGAAACAGCUGUUCUUUGGAUUCAACAUGUUGUUAGGGGUAAGCAAUAUUAAGAUGAGAUAACCUCCAUUUUUUGGGGGGGGUUCAUUAAGUGUACCUGUUGUUGGUUUAUUCAUAGAUAUUUCUGCCUGUUUGUCUUUCAACCUCUUCAUUUAUUUUUGAUUUUUUAUAAAGUAGUUCUUCAUUUUAGCUCUGUUGUUUGACUACUUCUGUUAUCUUUGUUUCUAACUCUUCUUUAUGCAUUGGUUCAUGCAUUCUAAAAAUUGUGACACGGUUUUCCCCGGUGUUUAGAUUGCAGGUUGUGUCCUAUUGGUUUUGGGAACGACCGCAGCACCACACGAUAAAGAGGUGAAAAUUAUCCUACUAAUUAACAACACAAAACGACAAUGGUAAAACUUAGUUCUGUGAUUCAGCCCCAGUGACAAUGCUUUUGAUCCUUUUUUUCCCCCAGCUUGACCAAGGAGAGUCAACUGGCUUGGCAUGGAUUGUAUCAACUGCAGUUGUUUCUGUGCUACUCUCUUUACUUGGAGCAUGUGGUGCAUACAAAGAGAACAUUGCGUUACUGAAAGUGGUAAAUACUUGAAACUCAUUCACACAGUACAAGCCAGUACAAAACAUCACAUUAUUAAUAAUCAUUAUUAACCAUAUAGUGUUUCUAAAAUACAAAUACAAAAUUCAACUUUUCCUGCGAGAGACGAUAAUAUGGUUGCAUGGUAACAUUAUAUGCAAAAUAUAAUAUAAUAACAUUUUAAAGCAAUGAAUUAAAAACAAAACUGUAUCAUUAUGUAUGAUUUAGUAAUUGUUGGUUUCCCAAAAAUUUGUAUUUUGUUUUCAGUUCGUUGGAAUAAUGGGCUUUGGAAUAAUCGUCUUUCUUAUUGUUGGAUUUAACGUGGCUCGUUCAAUGCCUGAGGUAAACUUUUUCUUUAGAUAUUUAAAAGUCCUGUGAAAAAAAAAUUCUUAAUUUGUCAAUAGUCGCAUUAGACUUUGUAAGAAAAUGCAUCGCUUUUAAGUCGAUAUCAAUCACUUACACUGUUUAUCUUAAACUAAGCUGUUAAACAGAAGGGUUUGAACGUUCUGUAGACACAAGCUAUUGAUAUAUAUUUUUUCCCAGUCAAUAUUUUGUACCUUUACUUUGUGGCUUAAUUAACACUUUAAAUAAAAUAAAAAAGGCAUCUUAAAAUUGUUGAAUCCUCUGAAAACGUUUUUUUUCUUCUCAUAAUUUAAAGGCCAUGCAAAUGAUUAAAGAAAACCUCCCUGCAGCUACAUCAGCAAUGAUGGCUGAUGAAGAGCACCGACAAACGAUCAUGGCUCUACAAGCAGAAGUACUGUAGAAGUCUACAUAUUGUCCACAAUUAUUAAUAUUCAUAAAUAGGUUGCAAAAUUGGAAUAUCUUUCCCUAAAUUCCCAGGUUUUCCUGAAAUCCUGGUUGGAGGAUUCAGGAUUGCCUGCUUAUUCCCUUCGUAAUCUGGGAAUCUUCCAGCCAGGAUUUCUGGAAACCUGUGAAUUUUGGAAAAGUUACCAGAAUUUUACAACCCGAUUCAUAUAGAAGUCUUUAAUCUGUCAUGAUCAAUUCGUCAGACUAGCAAUGUACUGUGCAUUUUACACAGUUUCUCACCCUGUGUUCACGGUUUCUCACCUUGUGUUCACGGUUUCUCAUCUUGUGUUCACGGUUUCUCAUCUUGUGUUCACGGUUUCUCACCUUGUGUUCACUGACAACUGUGUCUGCUGUUGCAGGCUAAGUGUUGUGGAAUAAUGAGUUACAGAGACUGGGAUAGCAAGAUUCCAGAGACCUGUAAAUGUUCUACUUUCAAAUCAGACCCAUCCCAAUGUAUGGAGGUGCAAACAACUAAAGAUGACGGCAUCUGG
Coregonus sp. 'balchen' is the source of this 1887-nucleotide messenger RNA. NCBI's taxonomy places the organism in Eukaryota, Metazoa, Chordata, Actinopteri, Salmoniformes, Salmonidae. The record is from the annotation of a GenBank genome assembly.